Molecule: messenger RNA, 837 nt
Organism: Phialemonium atrogriseum
Lineage: Eukaryota; Fungi; Ascomycota; Sordariomycetes; Cephalothecales; Cephalothecaceae
Product: mitochondrial ATPase inhibitor, IATP-domain-containing protein
Exons: 3
Coding region: 184-483 (99 amino acids)
Biological process (GO): negative regulation of ATP-dependent activity
Cellular component (GO): mitochondrion
Molecular function (GO): ATPase inhibitor activity
Source: RefSeq, a predicted model, not a curated record
AAUCAGGCCACUCACAACACCCCUUCCAGAGGUACAAAGAGGCCGACGUCGACGCCUCAAUUCCUCCACCAAAGAUAGUGCAUCACCAAUUGAAGUGCCACGCCCGUUUCCCCGCCAUAACAGUGCUUGCAUCAUCUAGUUAAGCUGUUUAUUCCCCGGUAUAUCCUUCCAAAUCUGCCCAAGAUGCUUCGGACAUCCUUCACCAAGCUCGCCCGCCCCUCCCUCCUCACCUCGGCAAGAGCCUUUACCACCACCACCCGAGCCAUGGCCGCAGGCGACACCGGGGCUCCGCCGAAGACUGGCGGCCAAGGAGACGCUUUCCAGCGCCGCGAGCAGGCGUUGGAAGACUGGGCCAUCAAGCAACGCGAGAAGGAGAAGCUGCUGGAGCUGAAGAAGAAGCUCGCUGAGCAGCAGGCGCACCUCCAGAAGCUGUCUGAACACAUUGACGAGAUCACCAAGGAUCAGGGUGGCGAGCACAACUAGAGCGGCGACCGACAAGUGUAUCUAUCUACCUAUGCAUUGGUGGUAAGGGUCGUGGCUGCCCUAUAGCUUGGAAGACAGCAGGACAUAGGAAAGCGAGGGAGCUCGGGGCAACUACCUAGUGCAAGACCACGUCAAUCUGCGCGCAACCCCGUUCUUCAUAGGCCGUUGCCUUUACUACCUUAGUUGUACAUGUACAUGGCGUUUCGCACCUCCGUCCAUCUAUCAUUCGCACUGCUCCUCUGCUAUUCCCUCUGUGCUCUGUGAUUCCUAGUCUAGAUGGUAGUCUGCAUGAUUGUUUCGCCAUCCAAGCACUCGGGAAGAUCGUACAGCCACCAUUGAUUACCAGCUUCCCAC